AUGGCUAACAGAAACUGCUUGUCAAACUUAGAGAUUGAAGAACUCUUGAACAAUGGCUCAGAACGUGACAAUCUUUCAGACGACAUUGGCGAUUUUUCAGAAGACGACGAUGUCUCAAGUGAGCUGGAGAGCGAAACCUGCGCUGCUGAUAGAAACAUGGUAGUGACUGCGAAGGACUGCGACACGGACAGACUUCUGGGCAUCGCAUACUCCCUGACAGGCGAGGGCGUUGACCCCAACAACCCCGCCAGCAGCAGCUUCCACAUCGACAGGGACACUGGCGAGAUAUUUGUUCUCAAGCCUUUAGAUCGAGAUAAACCAGACGGCCGACCGCAGUGGAAGUUUACUGUAUUCGCUCAAGAUGAAGGAGGGCAAGGCCUAGUAGGUUAUGCCGAUAUCGAGAUAAACGUCAAGGACAUCAACGACAAUGCUCCCAGCUUUCCCAAGACAACUUAUUUUGGCAAUGUGACAGAAAACGGAACCACAGGAAUGUUUGUCAUGUCAAUGACAGCAGUUGACUACGACGACCCAGACGAAGGAACAAACGCUAAACUUACUUAUACUAUCGAGAAGAAUGUUAUUGAAGAAGAAACCGGAGUGCCAAUAUUUGAAAUAGAAGCACAUACCGGCAUCAUUAAGACAGCAGUAUGUUGUCUUGAUCGCGAGAAAACGACGGAUUACGCUAUUCAGGUUGUCGCCAUUGAUGGUGGAGGAUUGAAAGGUACUGGUACUGCAUCAAUUAAAAUUCAAGAUGUGAACGACAUGUCGCCGCGUUUUACUAAGAAGGAAUGGUUCUGUGAAGUGGAAGAAACUGAUAGCAGAAACAUACCUGAAGAACCAAUUCUCACAGUGACUGUGCAUGAUGAAGAUGAAGCAAAUGAUUUUGUCUACGAAAUCAUCGAAAACAGUGGUUACGGUUCAGAUAAAUUUAUAAUAGUAAGUAACAGCGAUGGAAGUGGUUCUAUUAAAAUUGUUAAGGACCUUGAUUAUGAAGAUCUCAUGCAGAGACAUGGAUUCAGAUUCAAGAUACGAGUUAGUGACAAGGGACAUAAUGCUGACAGUGACAUAUAUCAUACAGAUUAUUCCUGGGUUUCUGUUAGGCUUCUAGAUGUCAAUGACAAUAAACCACAGUUUGAAAAUGACAAUGUUGAAGUGUUUGUCAAUGAAAAUGCUGAAAUUGGAACAACAGUAGGCAACUUCCGAGCUUUAGAUGCUGACAACGGUGGAAAAAGCAAAAUUAAAUAUGUAAUCGAUCGAGCAACUGAUAGGAGGAAACAGUUUUCUAUUAAUAAUGAAGGAGCUGUGUUAAUCCAAAGACAGCUAGAUAGAGAGAACCAUGCUAAACAUCAGAUCAGGAUUCUGGCAAUAGAUGAUGGCGUGCCAGCAAAAACUUCAUCUGCGACUUUAAUGGUAAUUGUUCAAGAUGUUAAUGACAAUGCACCAAGAUUAAUUGAAGAUUAUCAGCCUGUCAUUCUUGAGCACAUACCACCAACUAAAGUUGCAGAAAUUUUUGCUAUAGAUGAUGAUGACAAAUUAAAAAAUAAUGGUCCACCUUUCAAUUUUAGAAUAGACCCAAAUGCAAGCAGUAUAAUCCACGCCUCCUUUAAAGUUGAGUGUGAACAAACUGCCACGCAGGGUGAUGGUAUGGCUGUUCUGUCCUCACUUCGGUCAUUUGACAGAGAACUGCAGAAGCAGUACAUCAUACCAAUUAUUAUAAAGGAUUCAGGGAAUCCUCCAAUGUCUGGCACUAGCACACUAACAAUAACUAUAGGAGACAUUAAUGAUAACAUGAUGCUGCCUGGGAGUAAAGAUAUAUAUGUCUACAACUUCAUGGGCCAAGCACCUGAUACAGAAAUUGGCCGUGUUUAUGUAUAUGAUCUGGAUGAUUGGGAUUUACCAGACAAAACAUUUCAUUGGGAAACUACAGAGCACCCAUUGUUUCAGCUGAACCCAAGCACAGGAAUGAUAACAAUGAGAGAAGGAACACCUAAUGGCAGGUAUAAACUGAAAUUCAGAGUUUAUGAUCACAAGCAUAACCAAGCUGACAUUCAAGCUAAUGUUACCAUAACAGUGCAGAAUAUUUCAGAGGAAAAUGUUGAAUCUUCUGCUUCAGUUCGAAUAGCAGGAGUGUCAGAUGAAGAUUUCAUCAGGACUUGGAGUGAUAGAACAAACACUCACACAGCCAGCAAAUUAAGCAAACUACGGGACAAAGUAGCUGAACUUUUAAACAUUCACAGAGAAACCAUUAUUGUUUACAGUAUUCAGCUUCAUUCAAGAAGUCCACCAAUUACUGAUGUCAGAUUUACAGUUAAUGGCUCAAAAAAGUAUAAAUCAUUUGUUCUGAAUGGUUUAAUUGCAAUGCAUAGGAAUGAGAUUGAAAAAGAAGUUGGAAUUAAUAUCACAAUGGUUGGUAUAAAUGAAUGCCUUCAUGAAACAUAUAACUGUGAAGGAAGUUGCAAAAAUAAUGUCAGUGUGGAUAAAAGGCUCCAUUUAGUAAAUGCUAAUAGAACUGCUUUAGUUGGUGUAAAAGUCCAUGUGAUGCCAGAAUGCACCUGUGCAGUUCACAAAUUUAUCUUGACAGAUAAAUGUCACAAAAGCUUUUGCUUCAAUGGUGGAAGAUGCAUAGAUACAAGAUUUGGCCCCAAGUGCUCCUGCUCUAGUGAAUUUAAUGGUCCACGAUGUCAGCAGACAUCUCGCAAUUUCCAAGGAAACAGUUGGGCAUGGUAUCCUGCUCUUGAAGUGUGUGGCAGUUCACAUCUUAGUUUGGAAUUUAGAACAAAAUAUAAGGCAGGGUUAUUAUUGUAUAAUGGCCCAUUAACUUCUCCAGAUGGAAAUGAAACACUGCUUUCAGAUUUUAUAUCACUUGAAUUGGUAGAUGGGAUGCCAAGACUUUUGGUUGACUUUGGCUCUGGCACAUUAGAGCUCAAAAUAAUAACAAGAAAAGAGUUAAAUGAUGAAGAAUGGCACAGGAUCGACGUUUUCUGGGACACAGAAAGUGUUCGAAUGGUGCUGGACUUCUGUAAAUUUGCGGAUAUUACUGAGCAAGAGGAUGGAAGCUUAUCAAAAUUUGAUUACACAAUCUGUCAGGCUGAAGGUGUUGUACCACCUUUCAGUGAAUACUUGAAUGUCAAUGACCCACUUCAGAUAGGUGGCUGCCACAGACAAGAGUUUGACCCACAGAUGUUCCACUGGCAUGGAGCUCCUUUUACAAAAAGUUUCAAUGGAUGUAUUAGAAAUAUUUAUUACAAUAGGCAGGUAAGAAAUAUUCUACUGGAUCUGGGAUCAUCGGGUUUUUCAUACAGUAAUAGAGGCAACUGUCCUACACAGAGGCACCAAAGCCCAUGCAGUAUAGGGCACACAGGGGCACGUUGUACUGGGUCAGUGCUACCCACAAGUUUUGCCCCAGGGAGCUACAUAAAGUAUGUGCUCUCCUUUGAACCCAACAGUUUCUCCACUGAUCUGCAGCUACGCUUCCGUACAAGAGAAAUCAAUGGGGAACUCUUCCGAGCCAGUGAUAAGCAUGGCCAUGAAUAUGCUGUGCUUGAGAUAAAUGACAGCAAGCUUCAUUUCUAUUACAACCUCAAUAGCCUUCAACCAGAAGAGAAAGAUUUGUGGUUGAGUAAUAUUACAGUCAGUGAUGGACAAUGGCACACAGUAAAGGUGACUCGUUAUGGAUCAGUUUCUGUUUUGAUACUUGAUGAUGGAGAAGGUUUACGAUACAAUGAAAGUUUCAAGUUCAGUGGCCAUCAGCUUUUGGUUGUGGAUAGACAGGAAGGUGUUUAUGUUGGAGGAAAGGCUGAGUAUACAGGUGUUCAUACAUUUGAAGUUCACAAUGACUACCAGAAAGGUUGUAUGGAGGACAUCAAACUUGAAGGGAAACAAUUACCUCUGCCACCUGCUGUUAAUGGAACUCAGUGGGGACAAGCUACUAUGUCAAAGAAUUUGGGUUACAAAUGCUUUUCAAAUGGUCCUUGUAUCAACAUUGUAUGCCCUGAGCCAUUCGUAUGUGUUGAUCUCUGGAAUGAGUAUGAGUGUGCAUGUGGUGAAGGCAGAAUAUUGUCACAUGAUGGAAAUGCUUGUAUAGACCACAAUGAAUGUUUGAAUAUGCCUUGUCUGAAUGGAGGUACUUGUAUAAACCAGGAACCUGAUCUCCGUUAUAGUUGUGUGUGUCCAAAAAAAUAUGGUGGUGUAAACUGCGAGAUGUUGCAAGAGGAACUAACAAUAAAACUGGGCACAGAUGCAGUUGUGGCCUUCUUUGUUUGUAUUAUUGUUAUCUUAUUGUUAAUCUUGAUUUUAAUUGUGUAUAAUGCCAUAUGCAAAGAAGACACACAAAAGAAAAAAGAGGAAGAUUGUGUUGGAGAAAACAUCAUAAAAUAUGAUGAUGAAGGUGGUGGAAAGGAUUCUAUGAUGGAAUCAGAUGUGACAAAUGUGCAACAGGAUAGUAAAAAAUCAAUGGAUGCAUCAACAGAGACAUUAUCCAAGUAUCCUUUAGAUACUGAGCCACAUGUUCCCCCAUCCAUUGAAGACCCUAAUUACAGCAAUAGUCAAAUGGCCUCAGUAGAUGAUCUCCACAAUUUUAUUCAUGAAGGAAGUGGCAGUGUUGCUGGAUCAUUGUCGUCACUGGCAUCAGGGACAGAGGAAGGAGACCAAGAAUUUGAUUUCCUGAGCAAGUGGGGGCCAAAGUUUCAUAAAUUGGCGCACUCAUACAGACAUAAAUCCACAGAAAGUGAAGAAGAAGGUCAACAAGAAGUGUUUGUGGACUGUCAACAAAAAUCGCUGAGUAAUAUUUCAUACAACUCCUGACAGGCUAUUGCAGUUCUGUAGAAUUUUCUGAUAUCUUUACAAAAACACCACAGUGCCUUAUCCAUAACAAACUUACAAAAGUGAAUGUGUGAGUUAAUUUAAUUGACUUUACCUUAUGUUAACAUGUACAAUUUUGAUCUGAAAUGUCUUGCAACAAUACCGAA
Messenger RNA from Schistocerca nitens (vagrant locust), 4967 nucleotides. Its product is annotated as neural-cadherin-like. Gene Ontology annotation, cellular component: adherens junction; catenin complex; plasma membrane. Bases 1 to 4803 code for a protein of 1600 amino acids. Gene Ontology annotation, biological process: multicellular organism development; cell-cell junction assembly; homophilic cell-cell adhesion. The record is from RefSeq and is a predicted model, not a curated record. Gene Ontology annotation, molecular function: calcium ion binding; cadherin binding. Lineage: Eukaryota; Metazoa; Arthropoda; Insecta; Orthoptera; Acrididae. The transcript is spliced from 25 exons.